Nematostella vectensis (starlet sea anemone) is the source of this 698-nucleotide messenger RNA. Its product is annotated as UPF0538 protein C2orf76 homolog. The record is from RefSeq and is a predicted model, not a curated record. The coding region runs from base 24 to 410 and encodes 128 amino acids. The transcript has 5 exons. Lineage: Eukaryota; Metazoa; Cnidaria; Anthozoa; Actiniaria; Edwardsiidae.
CGAGGCCUGGUUACUGAUGCAAGAUGGCGGAGGAGAGAGACCCAGUAACGGUAGUUGUACGGUUGAUAAGGUCAUUCGAGUACAGGAAUAUCAAGCAUGUCGCGUUCAAAAAUGUGUCCCUCUCGCAAACAGCAAAAGACUUUGGGGAAUUUGUCAAAAAAGAGGUAGAAUCUAGGAAAGAUGUGCCUCCUCCAUUCAGGAGCUUCCGCUAUGAUAAAUUCAAAAUUCAACACAAGGCCCAUCAUGCCAAGACAAAUGAUCCUGUUAUAAGAACAGAUGAUGACGAUACCCUGAUAUUGAAGGAGGAGCUUACACUGGAUGCGAAUGGUGUAGAACAUGAAACUGAACUGUCAUUCUUCAAUUAUGAUGAUUACUUGAAGUAUAAAGAAAAUCCACAAUUAAAGUGGUGAAGAUAUAAUGUUUGAAUAUAGAAGAAGAGUUGUAAGCCAGGCAAAAUCCUGCUAGACAAGUCCUCUUUUUAAUGUCAACUACUUGUGUGACACAUGGUUUUGUAGACUAUAAAACUCUAUGCAAAUGAGUUUCAUCUCAGAAAUUAAAUCCUCCUGAAGCACGGUGAAUUUCAAUCCGUUCAACAACUAAAACAGCUCAAUUCUUUUCUUUUAAGGAUCAAAUAAUAAUGGGAGACAUGUAAUUAAAACGAUAAGAGUUUUAAAUAUUAAAAACAAAUUGUCAUGCAA